GCGCAGUUGGCGUGGCGCAUGCGUAGAGGUGCGCGGGGAGCGCGGCGCGGGGGGUGCUGCUGAGCCCCGGACAGCUGGAGGGGUAAACAGGGGAGGGGGCGGGGGGCACGGCCGGGGCCUAGGCCAGGCCGCGCCUCAGGGCCCUGCCCGCUCCCCGGGGACGGUGCCCGGCGCCUGCGGGGUCUCCCCCGGCACCUACCGCUCUCCUCGGUCCCGCUCUCCCCGCCCCGACCCUGCAUGGAUGGAGCCUCACAACUUCCAGCGCCCGCUGAGCCCGCACCCGGCAGGCCUGACAGGUAACUAAAUGCCCUCGGUGUGGCUCCCUGCUCUGCUGGCAUGCUUGGAUGCACAGCAGCUCCUCCAGUAGCUUCUCUUCGUCCGCCUGGCUGCAGGAAGAUGGCAAAAGCAAACAUCACCAGAGACCUCAUCCACAGGCAGAUCAAGGAGAGGGGAGCGCUGGGCUUCGAGCGGCACUACCACGUCACGGAUCCCUUCAUCCGCCGCCUGGGGCUGGAGGCAGAGCUGCAGGGUCACUCUGGGUGUGUCAACUGUCUAGAAUGGAAUGAAAAAGGAGACCUGCUGGCCUCCGGCUCCGAUGACCAGCACACCAUCGUCUGGGAUCCCCUGCACCACAAGAAGCUGCUCUCCAUGCACACCGGGCACACCGCAAACAUCUUCUCCGUCAAGUUCCUGCCGCACUCGGGGGACCGGAUCCUGAUCACCGGGGCUGCGGACUCCAAGGUGCACGUGCACGACCUGACGGUGAAGGAGACCAUCCACAUGUUCGGGGAUCACACCAACAGGGUGAAGCGGAUCGCCACGGCCCCGCUCUGGCCCAACACCUUCUGGAGCGCGGCCGAGGAUGGCCUCAUAAGGCAGUACGACCUGCGGGAGAGCAGCAAGCGCUCCGAGGUGCUGAUCGACCUCACCGAGUACUGCGGGCAGCUGGUGGAGGCCAAGUGCCUGACAGUGAACCCCCAGGACAACAACUACCUGGCCGUGGGGGCCAGCGGCCCCUUCGUGCGGCUCUACGACAUCCGCAUGAUCCACAACCACAGGAAAAGCAUGAAGCAGAGCCCCUCAGCUGGGGUGCACACCUUCUGUGACCGGCAGAAACCUCUCCCCGAUGGGGCAGCCCAGUACUACGUGGCAGGGCACCUGCCUGUCAAGCUGCCAGACUACAACAACCGCCUGCGGGUCCUGGUCGCCACCUACGUCACCUUCAGCCCCGACGGCACCGAGCUGCUGGUCAACAUGGGAGGGGAGCAGGUCUAUUUGUUUGACCUGACCUACAAGCAGCGCCCAUACACCUUCCUGCUGCCCAAGAAGUGCCACGCUGCAGGGGAGGUGCAGAACGGGAAGACCUCCACCAACGGCGUGUCCAACGGCAUCCACCUGCACAGCAACGGCUUCCGCCUGCCCGAGGGCAGGGCCCACGGCAGCCCCCAGGUGGAGCUGCCUCCCUACCUGGAGAGGCUCAAGCAGCAGGCCAACGAGGCCUUUGCCUGCCAGCUCUGGACCCAGGCCAUCCAGCUGUACAGCAAGGCCGUGCAGCAGGCCCCCAACAACGCCAUGCUCUACGGCAACAGGGCUGCGGCCUACAUGAAGCGCAAGUGGGAUGGGGACCAUUAUGAUGCUCUAAGAGACUGCUUGAAGGCCAUCUCCCUGAACCCGUGCCACCUGAAGGCACACUUCCGCCUGGCACGCUGCCUCUUUGAGCUCAAGUACGUGGCAGAGGCCCUGGAGUGCCUGGAUGACUUCAAGGGGAAGUUUCCAGAGCAAGCCCACAGCAGUGCCUGCGACGCCCUGGACAGAGACAUCAACGCAGCUCUCUUCUCCAAGAGUGACAAUGCUGAAGAGAAGAAAGGGGGAGGCCCCAUCCGGCUGCGAGCCGCCGGCCGCAAGGACUCCAUCUCCGAGGACGAGAUGGUGCUGCGGGAGCGCAGCUACGACUACAAGUUCCGCUACUGUGGCCACUGCAACACCACCACCGACAUCAAGGAGGCCAAUUUCUUCGGCAGCAACGCUCAGUACAUAGUCAGCGGCUCGGACGAUGGCUCCUUCUUCAUCUGGGAGAAGGAAACCACCAACCUGGUCAGGGUGCUGCAGGGAGAUGAGUCCAUUGUGAACUGCCUCCAGCCUCAUCCCAGCUACUGCUUCCUGGCCACCAGCGGCAUCGACCCAGUGGUGCGGCUGUGGAACCCCAGGCCGGAGAGCGAGACCCUGAACGGCCGCGUGGUGGUGGACAUGGAGGGGGCGUCGCAGGCCAACCAGCGGCGGAUGAACGCAGACCCCCUGGAGGUGAUGCUGCUCAACAUGGGCUACAGGAUCACAGGGCUGACCAGCGGCGGCGCCGGCGGCUCCGACGACGAGGACAGCUCAGAGGGGCAAGUCCAGUGCCGGCCCAGCUAAGGCAGAGCUGCCUCUCCCUCCUCUCGGUGUUUGGCCGGAAGGGAACUGAGUUUCCUUGGCCCUGGACUGUCUGCACUGCCCCCUCUGUGCCCAGGGCAGGACGAGCUGGCAGGGGCAGGAGCAGCUGGCUCCAGACCCUCCUCGCCGCCGCCUCCUCCU
Molecule: messenger RNA, 2571 nt
Organism: Dryobates pubescens (Downy woodpecker)
Lineage: Eukaryota; Metazoa; Chordata; Aves; Piciformes; Picidae
Gene: WDTC1
Product: WD and tetratricopeptide repeats 1
Exons: 16
Coding region: 337-2412 (691 amino acids)
Biological process (GO): negative regulation of fatty acid biosynthetic process
Cellular component (GO): Cul4-RING E3 ubiquitin ligase complex; cytoplasm
Molecular function (GO): protein binding
Source: RefSeq, a predicted model, not a curated record